Diorhabda sublineata is the source of this 3681-nucleotide messenger RNA. RefSeq names its product glucoside xylosyltransferase 1 (gene shams). The coding region runs from base 99 to 1208 and encodes 369 amino acids. NCBI's taxonomy places the organism in Eukaryota, Metazoa, Arthropoda, Insecta, Coleoptera, Chrysomelidae. Gene Ontology annotation, molecular function: UDP-xylosyltransferase activity. The record is from RefSeq and is a predicted model, not a curated record. Gene Ontology annotation, biological process: protein O-linked glycosylation via N-acetylgalactosamine. The transcript is spliced from 7 exons.
AAAAGGAAGAAGUUCAAUUGAUAGGUUAUGUUGCUAUAAUUGCUAAUGUUUUUAUAAUCUUCAAAAUGUGAAUGAUUCUAUGAAAAAAUCAGUUAAAAAUGAGACUGUAUACUAUAUUGCAAUUAGGAGUCUUACUUUCCAUUGCAUUAGUUAUCUUUUAUUUGUAUAGUAUACGAUUAAUUAUUACAACUGAUAAUUUAGAAGAUGACUUUGAAGAAUUAGAGGAAGAUGAAGUAACAACAGAAAGAAUCUAUUUUAAACAGACUGAUAUUGUUGUUGCAGUAGUUGCUUGUGGAGACAGAUUGUUUGAAACAUUGAACAUGCUUAAAUCUGCUCUAAUGUUCAGUAAAGAGAAAUUGAACUUUGUAAUAGUUGCAGAAGAGAGAUUAAUUGAUAGUUUCAAUGAGAAAUUGGGUGAGUGGAAUGCAUUUAUGAACAAUGCAUUUACAUUUAAAGUGUUGUCAUUAACAUUUCCAUCAGAUAAUCCUUUAGAGUGGAAAAAAUUAUUCAAACCCUGUGCUGCACAACGUUUAUUUUUACCAAACUUAUUGGAAAAUGUAGACUCUAUUUUAUACAUGGAUACAGAUACAUUAUUUUUAACACCAGUAGAAGCUGUUUGGGGACAUUUUCAUAGAUUCAACUCUAGUCAAAUGGCGGCACUAGCUCCUGAACAUGAAGAUCCAAAUGUUGGUUGGUACAAUAGAUUUGCAAAGCAUCCUUAUUAUGGAAAAUUAGGAGUAAAUUCUGGUGUGAUGUUGAUGAAUCUCACUAGAAUGAGAGCUUUCCAAUGGAAGGAGUAUGUUGUUCCUAUUUACAAAAAAUACAAACAUAAAAUUACAUGGGGAGAUCAAGAUAUUAUUAAUAUAAUUUUUCAUUAUCAUCCAGAUAAACUCUACAUAUAUUCAUGUCGUUUCAACUAUCGACCUGAUCACUGUAUGUAUACGAGUGUAUGUAAACCAGCAGAAACUGAAGGAGUAGCUGUAAUUCAUGGCUCCCGAGGAUUUUUUCAUUCAGAAAAACAACCAAUUUUUCAGGCUGUUUACAAGUCCUUUGAAGAGUUUCAGUUGGGUGGUGACAUCUACCGUGACUUCUACCAACCUUUAGAAGUGUACUUAGAAAGUGCCCAAAACAACAAUUGCGGUAACAUCAAAGAUGUAUUCCUCAAAAAUAUCCGUAAUUAUAUGGAUCUUGAAUUUAAUGCAAAAUGAACGUCCAACUUAAAUACAGUUGAACCUUGAUAAAAUAAAACCAAAAGAAGUCUACAGUUACGUUGAUAAACAUUUUUAAGAAAUAAAAACAAUUUUUCUAAACAAAAAAAAACAGGAAAGUUUAUUAACUUAUCAUAGUUUUAGUUAUCAAGCGUUCACUGUAUUAGUAAAAUGUUCUACAUUGAAGACAAUUACCUUUUGCUAUCGCCAUGUAUGCUUUUUGUACCUGUAAGUUUAACGUUUCAUCCUUAUAUUAUUAUGUAUAGCUAGAAUCAUUUCGGUUUCACUUAGCCAUAUUAAUUCGCAUCCUUUUUUAUUUUUAUUUAUAGUAACCGCAUACAGGGUUAGUUUAAGUGUAACAACAAAAAAAUUAUAGGCAAUGACGUGCCCUUUAUCAGUAAAAUAUGACUGUAUAUUUACUCAUAUUUAGAUUCCACAUUAUCACUGGUUUUGAGCCAACCGUCUGAACCUUGUUAAUCCUCGUAAGGGUCCUAUUGGUGGAUUUGUCUUUUCGGCACGUUUGGGAAGGGAAACAUCGGUAGAGUUGGUCUUUUCGGGAAAUUUUGGAGGUAAUGUUGUUAUUAUUACUGGUAUUGGUAACAUUGGAAAGGGCGAGGGGGUAUAAGAAAGGGAUGGAUAAAGAUGUUUCCUUGUUGUUGGUAUUCUCUGGAUAUCGUCACUUGUGUUUAUACAUUUUGAAUGUUGUUUUUGUAUCUCGAAAGCUAUCGAAAUUGAUUGUUCUCGGUAUAAACGCAAUUUUGGGCUAAGGUAGAAGAAAUAUAAAUAUAACAGAUAAGUGCUCCUUUGUCCUGACGAAAAUACGUCCAUUUGUUUGGCUUAUGUAGAAACUGGAAGCAAUCUAAAUAUGGGAUUUAAUAUACUCCAUUCUUAUUUGAGAAUUUUUUCCUUGAUAGAUCUGAUUAGAUGGGAAGUUGCUGUUAGAGUUUGAAGAUUGUGCGAAUACUACAGGGUUUGAAGAUUCUGGAAAUUCUGUCUAUCAUAUCUUUGAUUAAAGGAAGAGAUAUUUUCAAUUGAUUUUUUAAAUCAGUGGAGGAGUUGGAGUUCAAAAUUUUUGGAAACUCUUAUUGAUUUGGGAUUUUUGUAAUCAUUCAAUCAAUCAAUUUCUGUUUCCGAUAGUUUGCGAUUGAUCGAGUGGGAGACAACGUUUGUAGAAAGUCAAGAAAUAAUAGAAUUAAUUUUACUUUAAUUGUUUAGUUCAAUGAUAGCUUUCUUAUUUUUGUGUAUUUGAACUAUGGCUAAAAAUUCUCAUUUUCUUGUAUUUGUCUCUAAGGAAUUUUUGAACCUUUAUAAUUAAAUUUAUUUUAUUUUGUACAUACGGUAAGGAGGUUACAAAUGAAGUAUUUGUUUGACUUUCUCUUGAAUUUGGUAUUUAUCAUGUUCGGCAUAAUUAUUUUUUAAUAAAAUUUUCAUUUUUUUGAAAGCUAAUCAUUUAAAUUCAAGAUCUGAUAGUUUGACAGCUCAACCAAAUUAAUAAUCACUAAUACUAUUUGUGACAUAAGAUAACAUGAAUUAAAGUUUUGUAUACAAUAAUGUUUUGAAAUUAUUGGUAAUUUUAUAUAAUUUAACAUCCAGAAAAUUGAUUUUAUUCAAUCUCGAUUAUGAAUUGAAAGCUAAAUGUCAAGAUUUUUAUCUCUAUAGAAACCAAUUUCAACAAAAAUGUUCAAGAAAGGUCUUCAAGGUAAGUAAGGGUCUAAGAAAUAAUGGAAUAAUAUGCACCUGCCAUAAAAUUGAAUUUGUAUACGAAAAUGAAAACAAACAGUACCUGAAGAAUUACGAAAAUAUUUCCAAAAAUAUAGGAAAUAGAAAAAAGGAUGGCGUUUACAGAUUUUCUUUACAACCCUUAAAUAUGUAUGGUGCAAAUUUGAAUGGUUUUGAUUCCCUGUUGAAAAAAAAAGGCUGGACCAACACAGACUGUGCUGAGACUUGCAAAACCAAUUGCAGAAAUACACUGCUGUCAAUUGGUUCUUCUAGAUUGAAUUCGUUCAUUUGCUGAUAGAAUUGGCAUGAACAGUAAGUUAAAUUCUGCUGAAAAUUUUACUAAAUCGAUUUACAAAUGCUCCAACCAUUCUAUCCCAAUGCAAACUAAGUCGGUAGUUUAAGUCUCCUCAAUACAUCAUAAUUCAGGUAUUGCCAGAAAUAAUAUUAUAUGAUAAAUAUAACAAGAGAGGAGUACAUAAUUUUGACGAAAACUGGAACGUAUAUUCGUUAUGACGAAUACUUUGGUCAAUAGCGAUCGUUUUUUAGUAUUUUGGACAUUGGAUUUUUUAUUAUCCUAUUAUAAUGUGAAUAGAAAAACAUGAUAUGUAUCAUUUACUUUUCCCUUCGGUGACAUCGACACGAUUAGAACUUGUUAUGCAUUGAAAAAAAAUAUUAGCUAAAUGUUAAAAACACCGAUACAUUUUUCAAACAAUGAAAGAAUCAGCAAGCACUGGAUUAAGGUUGUCUAUGUAGA